Molecule: messenger RNA, 9709 nt
Organism: Carassius carassius (crucian carp)
Lineage: Eukaryota; Metazoa; Chordata; Actinopteri; Cypriniformes; Cyprinidae
Product: nucleosome-remodeling factor subunit BPTF-like
Exons: 32
Coding region: 423-9104 (2893 amino acids)
Biological process (GO): regulation of transcription by RNA polymerase II
Cellular component (GO): NURF complex
Molecular function (GO): RNA polymerase II cis-regulatory region sequence-specific DNA binding; zinc ion binding
Source: RefSeq, a predicted model, not a curated record
GAACAGAUGACAAGAGCCGCAGCUCCGAGACUAGACUAAACCCGAGCCGUCUAGUUACAUUCAGGGGCGCGUUUUCAGGAGCCCAGGAGCCUGAAGACAGCAGCAGGCGCUCAGGAAGAGGGAUAACACGCGCGCGACGCAACGGCAAGGCUCCGACGGGUCACGUGGCUCCCGCACAGGCCUGCAGUGUGUUGUCGGCGGACAGAGACGAGGAAAGAAACAUGGCGGCUGCGAGCGAGCUCGAGCGGCGCGCCGGCCCUUCGUCUUGAGCUUUCUCGCGUUCACCGAGACCGGGGCUCCGCGGGACUAGUGCAUCUAAACCAGCGCGGGAUCAACUUUGCGGUGGUGCCCGAAAGUCCGGGUUCGGUGCGUGUAAAGUGCAGGCAAAACGCGAAACUGAGGAGAAUAGGCUUUCAUCCAUAAUGAAGGGGAGACGAGGCAGGCCGCCCAAAGCCCAGCUAACACUGGAGCCCUCAGCGGGGCCAGUGCGCGGUCUGAGACCCCGCCGGGGCCUGAGGGCGAAGCCAAAAGGGACCUCCGAUGAGGAUUAUGUUACCCCUAAACGGGGCACCCAUCAUCAUCCAACACGAGGCCGGAGGAAAGCGCGGUCCGCGGCUUCGAGGGGCAGAGGAAGAGGCAGAGGCACGGCCAGAGGCAGGGGGCGGCGGAGCACCGCGAGCGGGGUGGUGUACGACGACCACGAGAGCGACGAUGAGGAGGACGAAGACGCGGUCAGCUUGAAAUCAGACGAGGAAGAGUUCAUGGAGGAGCCUCUGACGGACGAAGAGGACGAAGAAGAAGAAGAAGAGGAGGAGGAGGCCAACGGCGAGCCCGACUACCUGGAGGAGAUGGACGAUUUGGAGGAAGACGAUGCAAGCUUCUGCACGGAGAGCAGCCACGGCAGCAACGCAGUAGGUCGUAAAAGGCCAAGACCAAGGCGACCGCCUUCUCCGAUUCUGGAGCAGAAGGAGAUUCCUCAUCUGCAGCUGCCCAGUUCCUCCGAGGACCUUCUCAUUCCCAACGAGCAGCUACUCAACGCUUCGGCUAUUUACGAGGUGCUUCGCAGUUUCAGCACUGUCCUGCGUCUCUCUCUGUUCCGCUUCGAGGACUUCUGCGCCGCUCUGGUCGGACAGGAGCAAUGCACGCUGAUGGCAGAGACGCACAUCUGCCUGCUGAAGGCCAUCUUAAGGGAGGAGGACACCUCCAACACCACUUUUGGUCCAGCAGACCUCAAGGACAGCGUCAACUCCACGCUCUACUUCAUCGACGGCAUGACCUGGCCAGAAGUGGUGCGUGCAUACUGUGAAAGCGACCCGGAGUACCACCAUGUGCUCCCUGACCUGGAGGGUGAAGACUAUCCAUUUAGCCCACUGGAGAGCAAAGUCAAGGUCUUGCAGUUCCUGGUGGACCAGUUCCUCACCACCAACCUGGCCCGCGAGGAGCUCAUGUCCGAGGGCGUCAUCCAGUACGACGACCACUGCCGGGUUUGCCACCGGCUCGGCGACCUGCUGUGCUGCGAGACCUGCUCGGCCGUGUAUCACCUGGAGUGCGUCAAGCCUCCUCUGGAGGAGGUGCCCGAGGACGAGUGGCAGUGUGAGAUCUGUGUGGCACACAAAGUGUCCGGCGUGACUGACUGUCUGACCGAGUUCCAGAAGAGCCGGCCGUACAUCCGGCAGGAGCCCAUUGGUUACGACCGGCAUCAAAGAAAAUACUGGUUUCUCAACAGGAGGAUUAUUAUAGAGGAAGAUGGUGAGGAUGAAAACAAGCAGACCUGGUACUACAGCACUAAAGUCCAGCUGGCUGAGAUGUUGGAGGUUCUGGAUAAAGAGUACUGGGAGAACGACCUGUGCUCUGUGCUGGAGGAGAUGAGAGAGGAGGUUCACUCUCACAUGGACAUCACCGAGGAGCUCACUAACAAGGCCCGGGGGAAUAACAAGGCAUACCUCACCAUUGCCAACGAUGUGAUCCUGGACCGUCUGAAGACCAAGCAGGAAGCGGAGCUUGAGGAGGUGAAGCGACGGGCCGCAGAGGAGGCCGAGAGGGCCAGACUGGAAUCGAAAACUGUGGCUGGUGAACAAGCUGCACCCGAUCAGAUGAACUCGAAUGGAUCGUGUCCACAACAAGACUCUAGUAAUGGAAAUGCAAUGAAUGAGCAAACUUCUGCAGAUGCCUCGGUCUCAGCUGUCCCGACUGUUGAGGUGGGCAGCACUAAUGUUCCUGAGCUCGCUGCACCCAGCUCAGCCAUACCUACUAAAUCUCACUCCCAGGAUCCCAUGGGGAAUGCCGUAACAUCGUCUUCCAGUGGUGAGGAGAAAGGGGAAGGGACUGAAGGGAUGAAAGAGUUGGCAGCUAAGAGCUCAGAGUCUGCUGGUCACGGAGAAGGAGAUUCUGUACUAGAGACUGAACCAGCGCAGACGGCAGACGAGAACAGCUGCAGCAGUCAUUUCUCCAUCUCUGAAUGCCUGCGAGGUCCAGAAGAGCCUGACCUGGUGGACCGGUCCUCACAGUCUUCUCUCAACAGCCAAGAGGAUACAGGUGAGGGUAAAGCUAAUGGAGAUAGCACAAAAACAGGAUCUUCACGCAUGAUUACACGACUCCGAAACCCUGAUAGCAAGCUAAGCCAACGCAAAGUCAUGCAGGACAAAGAUGGCAGCUCUCAAGAUGGUAGCAGAGCACUUAAAGAGACUCCUCCACUAUCAUCUUUUGGCUCCUUUAAGAGAGACUCAAACAAGAGCAGUGGCUUUUUCAAACUGGGCCAAGAGGGCAAAUUUCGCGUCUACCACAACCAGUACAGCACUAACACACUUGCGCUGAACAAGCACCAACACCGUGAGGACCACGACAAACGCAGACACCUCUCCCACAAGUUCUGCAUGACCCCUGCUGGUGAGUUCAAGUGGAACGGAUCGCUGUACGGCUCCAAAGCCCUGACUGUGUCCACGCUGAGACUAACCAUCAUCCAGCUGGAGAACAAUAUCCCUGCUCCGUUUUUGCAUCCCAACUGGGCGUCACACAGGUCAAACUGGAUAAAGGCUGUCCAGAUGUGCAGCAAGGCGAGAGAGUUUGCUUUAGCGUUGGCCAUUCUGGAGUGUGCAAUCAAACCAGUGGUCAUGCUCCCCAUGUGGAAGGAUUCUCUGGGUCACACAAUGCUUCAUCGCAUGACUUCUGUGGAGAGGGAAGAGAAGGAGAAGGUCAAAAAGAGAGAGAAAAAACUAGAAGAUGAAGAGACUAUGCAGCAGGCCACAUGGGUGAAGUACACUUUCCCCAUCAAACACCAGGUUUGGAAGCAGAAGGGUGAGGAGUACAGAGUAACUGGGUAUGGAGGCUGGAGCUGGGUGAGCAAGACACAUGUACAUCGCUUUUUCCCAAGGCUACCUGGAAACACCAAUGUCAAUUACCGGAAAGCACUUGAAGCAGCUAAAACUGGAAUGGACAAACAGGCAGUUCUCCCAGAAACACCAAACACUUUGGUUAAAACAGAUGAAAAUUCGUCUCAAAAUGUGCCUGAAAAAGAUAAUGUCCAGGACAUGUCACUGGAUUCUUCUGAAGAAAACCUAUCUGAGGAGAAAGAUCAUGUGUUAAAAGAUGAAAAAAAAGAAAAUUUAACGGUUGAAAAAAAGUGUGAUGAGAAAGAUGAGAAAAAUGAGUCUGUGGAAGAAAUGGACAUCAGCACACCUAACUCUGCAAAGGAUGAACCAGCCAACAUCACAAAUGCCUUAUCAGAUGACUCUCCUUUGAAAGGGGAGCCUUCGGAUAGUGAGGUGGUGGAGGAUAGUGCUCUGAAUCAGCCCCAGCAAUCCUUUUGGCAUGAUGUUGUGAAUGUCAGCGAAGGCUUCUUGCUACGCACGGCAUACAAGAAAAGGAAGACAUCAAAACUUGAUGGCCUUUUGGAGAGACGGGUCAAACAGUUCACCAUAGAAGAGAAGCAGAGGCUUGAGAAACUCAAGCAGACCACCGGUUCUAAACCCUUGACUGAAAAGAUAAUGGAAAACAAAGAGACAACCAUUGCUGCUGAAGACCACAAGGUCAAGAUUGAAGGAACUAUCUCUGAAACUCCAAAGUCUAGACAGGCCGAGGGAGUAGCAUGUCUAGCAAUCCAAGAAAAAGACAGUGUGGUCAAAAAACUUGAUUUUAACCAAGAGGACGAACAGUCGAAGACAAACACUUCAGGACAGAAGAACAUUCUGGAUAUCAGAUUAAAUGACUCGUGUGAUGUUGCCCCAAAAGAACAUCAGCAGAAGCUGCCUGAGCCAGAACCCAAAACUGGCAAUAGGAUAGCAAUGUCUGAACUUAAUGGAAACGCUCAAAGCCUGGAUCAAAGCUUGAACGUUAAACCUGACAAAACAGUUUCAGAAACUACAUGUCCACCCGAAGACUCUGAGAGAAAGGACAUCAUUGAAAACAAUGAGAAUGAUCUAGAUGUAAAGAGAGCAGUGCCUGUGCAAGUAAAUGGAAAGGAUGGUCUUGUUGACACAGAAUGUAAGAACUUGACUGAUAAUGUUAACACAAAGGAGCUAACCAAUACCGUUGGGGAGGAGAUUAAAGCAAUAUCACCAAAGGAACCAGUGAAGUCACUAAUGAAUGGUGACGCCACUCAAGAGUGUCUUAAAGAAUGGACUAAUAGUGCACUUCUUCAGAAUUCGGAUGAGGAGAAAGGAGUUACCAAACUUGACCCAGAUUAUCCACCACCUGAGAAAGUGGCCAAGUUGGAAAACGACAUCGAAGGAUCUGUAGACUCCUCGAUUAGUUCCUCAGUACCCGAACCAUCUUCUGUAGCUUCCGAGCCAAACACAAAAUCCGAGGUGCCUAUUCAUAACGCAAAGGUGGAGCCGAUGCAAGUUGAGGAGGCAAAGCCUCCUGUACCUUCACCCGUCCCUUCAGCGGAAGAGUCCAGCUUGAGUAGUGACCUCACUGAUAACAGCAGCAGUGUUAGUGAGACUACGACUGUUAUUACUCAAGUCACCACAACUACAACCACAAUGUCCACAGAGUCCAGCAUGGUGUUGACCUCACGUGACAGUCUUGCUUCCAAUAACGGGAUCAGUACACCCGCACCAGCAGAUUCUAAGGUGGAGUCUACUAGCUCUGUCUCAACACUCUCCACUACAACUACCACUACUGUUACCAAGGUUAUGAACUCAUCAGACCAGGAAGCCACUCUAACAAAAGAGUGCAAGACCACUGUCAGGAAAACACUGACUGACACCACGUCGAGUCCUAGUGGUUUCACCGUAAAAUCUAUGACAGUGAGUCAAGAAUAUUCCACCAGGGACAGGGUACGACUGUUAAAGUUUUCUCACACCAAGAAAGCAAGGUCCGGAACGGCCUUGCCCUCGUACCGCAAGUUUGUAACCAAGAGUAGCAAGAAGAGUAUCUUCGUACUUCCCAAUGACGAACUGAAGAAACUUGCAAGGCGUGGCGGCAUCCGCGAAGUUCCCAUCUUUAAUUAUAACGCCAAGCCAGCCCUAGACAUCUGGCCCUACCCAUCUCCACGACCGACAUUUGGGAUCACAUGGAGAUAUCGACUCCAGACAGUGAGGUCUUUGGCUGGAGUGAGCCUAAUGCUACGGCUACUUUGGGCCUGUCUCAGAUGGGAUGAUAUGUCUGUGAAACCCUCACCCACAGGAGGAACAACGCGAACAGAGACAUCUGACACUGAAAUCACCACUACUGAGAUCAUCAAGCGGAGAGAUGUUGGUCCUUACGGCAUUCGUUCAGAGUAUUGCAUCAGGAAGAUCAUUUGUCCCCUUGGGGUGCCUGAGACUCCUAAAGAAACUCCCACACCUCAAAGGAAAGGCCUGCGUUCAAGUGCUCUGAGACCAAAGAAGCCAGAACCAGCUAAGCAGACUGGGCCUGUUGUGAUCGAAACCUGGGUGGCCGAGGAAGACCUGGAACUCUGGGAGAUUCGAGCCUUUACUGAAAGGGUUGAGAGGGAAAAGUCGCAAGCAGCUGACCCAACUAAGGUUAGUGUGCAGAAGAAAGCAGAGGAGGUCAAGGCCCAAUUGGAAGCUCAGCUAAAGCAGCAGAGAUUGGCAGCCCAGCAGAAACGGCUGGAACAGCAGAAACCUUGCAGCACCACCAACACAUCCACCUUGACCAGCACUCCUACGACCCCUGGGACCACUACUCAGAAGGUGGUGGUGGGCUCUGUUAGCGGUCAGGUAACUUCAGCACCAAAAGUGGUAAUGACCACCAAGUUGGGCUCUCCGGUGACAUUCCAGCAAAACAAGAACUUCCAGCAGUCGUUUGCUUCCUGGGUCAAACAGGGCCAACAAGGCAACACAGUCUCUACCAGUUCGGUUGUGACUGUGGCGGCGAGUAGCGCCACCACGUCUGGGCAAACUUUCCACAUCGCUGCUGCUGCGGGAUCUAUGGCCGGCAGUGUCAUUGCUGCUAAACUACCUGUUCCAGCCAACAGCAAGAUAGUCACAGUGAACGUGCCAACCACUCAAGGAGGUUUGGUGCAGGUGCAGCAGAAGGUGGUGGGCAUCAUUCCAUCAAGCACAGCGGGCACCGCUCAGUCCUUCCCUGCAUUCCAGCCCCGUACGGCCACCAUCAACAUCAGACCCAACACAACCACCUCCACGCAGCAGGUCAUUACGACUGGAAGCGCUCUCCGACCAGGGAUGACUGUGAUACGUUCUCCUCUGCAGCAGACCACCACCCUGGGCAAGACUAUCAUUCGCACACCCCUGAUGGUCCAGCAAGGCCAAGCUCAACAGACAGUGCAGACGAGUUCAGGCGCUCAGGCGGUGGGCACUCCUCCUCGCCUCUCCACACCAAACCCAGCCCAGACGCCGUCUUCUCCCCGACCACAGCAGGGUCAGGUCAAACUCACUCUGGCCCAGCUCACACAGCUCACCCAGGGGGCUCAGGGAGGGAACCAGGGCUUGACGGUUGUGAUCCAGGGGCAAGGUCAGACCACAGGCCAGCUGCAGGUCAUACCUCAGGGGGUGACGGUCAUCCCGGGGCCUGGUCAGCAGCUCAUGCAGGCAGCCAUGCCCAAUGGCCAAGUCCAGCGGUUCCUGUUCACACCUAUGGCCCCUGCACCAGUGUCUGCCCCCUCCACGACAGCCUCACCAGGUGUCCCAGCCACAGCUGCACCAGCUGCUGCAACCAGCACAACUCCAGCACCCAUUCAGCCAGCUGCUCGUCUUGCUCCACAGCCCCCACCUCCGACCUCGCUUCCUCCCACAUCAUCUGUGCCUCCAUCACAGCCUGCCCAGCAAGCACCCACCCCAGUCCCAAACCCAGUCGUUCACCAACUGACUCCAUCUGUACAGACUCCAUCUGUACAGCCACACCCUCCUGUACAGCUCCGACCUCAACCCCAGGUCCUUCCUCAAACCUCAGUCCCGUCCCCUACACCCGUCCCCGCCCCCACCCCUCAAAUAGCACAGGUGAUGGCCACCGCACCCCUACAACAGGUCGCCACUCUCCCUGUCGCCCAGACCACGGUUACCAAAGUCCAGCCCCAGAUCCAGCUCCCCCCGCAGCUCCUCAGCGUCCCCGGGCUCCAGCAGCAGGUCAUCUCCCACAUCCAGAGUCAGGUAGCGGCCCAGAUUCAAGCUCAGGUCCAGCAGGUCGGGACCACGGCCGGGAUGCCCCAGCAGAUCAAACUGCAACUGCCCAUUCAGAUCCAGCAGCAGGGCGGAGGGCAAGACCAAGCGCACCAGAUCCAGAACCUGGUGACCAUCCAGACGGCCAGCGUACAGGAGCAGCUCCAGCGGAUCCAGCAGCUCUGCGAACAGCAGCAGCAGAAGAAGAAACAGCAGGAGGCUAAGAGAGAGCAGGCCCAGCAGCACGUCAGCCAGAGCGAGCUGAUACAGAAACAGGUGGCUCAGAAGCAGAAUGUGGCCAUAGAGCAGUUAAAACAGAAGAAAACCAUGACUCCUGCUGAGAGAGAGGAGAACCAGAGGAUGAUUGUCUGUAACCAGGUGAUGAAGUUCAUCCUGGAUAAAAUCGAUAAGGAUGAGAGGCAGGCGGCCAAAAAGAGGAAACGGGAGGAGUCUGUGGAGCAAAAGCGGAGCAAGCAGAACGCCAGCAAGCUGUCGGCUCUUCUCUUCAAACACAAAGAGCAGCUCAAGGCUGAUAUCCUGAAGAAAAGAGCUCUGCUUGAUAAAGAACUACAGCUGCAAGUGCAGGAGGAGCUGAAGCGCGAUCUCAUCAAGCUGCGGCGGGAGAAGGAGAAAGCUCAGGCUGCGGCUGCACAAGCUGCUGCGGCCGCCAGCGCACACGUGCACAGCGGCGGGCUCCCCUCACACACAGCCACCGUCACAUCCCCCUCCUCCACACACAAACGCAAGCGGGACGAGGAGAGAGACGCCGCCAAGUCCAAACACAAAAAGAUGAUCUCCACUACCUCAAAGGACAGCAAGAGGGACAUCAAGCUAUACUGCAUCUGCAAGACGCCCUACGAUGAGUCCAGGUUCUACAUUGGUUGUGACCUCUGCUCUAACUGGUAUCAUGGAGAGUGUGUGGGCAUCACUGAGAAAGAGGCCAAGAAGAUGGAUGACUACAUCUGUUCAGAAUGUAAACGAGCUCAGGAAGGAAGCACAGAGGAGCUCUACUGCAUCUGCAGAACUCCCUACGACGAGUCCCAGUUCUACAUCGGUUGCGAUCGCUGUCAGAACUGGUACCACGGGCGCUGCGUGGGCAUCCUACAGAGCGAAGCCACACACAUCGAUGAGUAUGUGUGCCCGCAGUGCCAGUCUACAGAGGAUGCCAUGACGGUCCUGACGCCACUCACAGAUAAAGACUACGAGGGGCUGAAGCGAAUCCUGCGCUCCUUACAGUCCCAUAAGAUGGCGUGGCCAUUCCUGGAACCAGUGGAUCCGAAUGAUGCCCCAGAUUAUUAUGGGAUCAUCAAGGAACCAAUGGACCUUUCUACAAUGGAGGAGAGGAUACAGAAACGCUUUUACAGCAAACUCACAGAGUUCGUAGCGGACAUGACCAAAAUCUUUGACAACUGCCGCUACUACAAUCCCAGCGACUCGCCUUUUUACCAGUGUGCUGAGUUCCUGGAGUCUUUCUUUGUACAGAAACUCAAAGCUUUCAAAGCAAGCAGGUCUCAUAACAACAAACUACAGUCAUCAGCCUCAUAGAAUACAACCACAGGCUGUUCUAAAUAAACUUUGAACAUUUAAUUCAAGAUGGAACUCUAUCCCAGUCAGCCAGCGCCGCACAUAGCCACAGCGUUUGGUGGAGUAUCAGACGUAAAAGCUGAGGGUUCGGAUCAAGAAUGGACAGUUUACAUUUUUGAUUGUUAAAGCAACGAGUUUAGACUGGGAUGCUCUCCAAAUGGAUUUCUUUAUGGAUUAAAUGCCUACAGAAAUGUUUUUGUGAGUUUUUAAAACCCUCCAGAAUCAUGUUCGCAUUUUCCAGGAAAGCAGGAGUCUAUCAUGGGUGCACCUGGUGUUCUUUUUUUUUUUUUAUAUAUAUAUAUAUGAUUCAUCAUACUACUUCAGAAGUGGAAUGUGGACGCAAUCUGCUAAUUGGUUUUCAAGCAGUGGAGUAGACCUAAACUAAGAAGUGUUGCUCUAACAGUGCAUCGAGGACUGAUGAAAGUGCUAGUCAAGAAAGUAUCCUGUUUGUAUAACUUGUCUCUUUUUUUUUUUUUUUUUUUUUUUUGUAUUACAACUGAAGAAAUAUUGAUGUAUAUGAAACAAAUAAAUGGAGGGGACAGGAUUCUCUCUUCCACACUGAUUAA